GUGCGUGCGUGUUGACUAUAUGCUGCUUUGGUAAUGUGUGAUUGUGUGCGCCGUAGUGGGAAUGUGUCUGUCAAAAACAAAAUAUUAAAUGUCAAACGCUGACAAAAGUGACAAACAUACUUUUCUAGAAGAAAAAUAAUCGCAGUAUUUUUCGUGGUGUUUAUUCAGAACAGUAGCGUUAAUAUUCUACAUUGGUUGUUGAGUUAAAGAAUGAUAUCUGUGACAAAAAUCAGUUAAACGAAGUGUUAAAACUGCAUAAACAAUGAGUAAACAUAUGUAUUCGACGGCGAACCUAACAGAUAAAGAGCUAAAGGAGCAAGGGAAUAGAUUAUUUAGUCUGAGGCGUUAUGAAGAUGCUAUGAACUGUUAUACAAAGGCUAUUAUUAAAAACCCUUCAGUUGCAACAUAUUUUACGAAUAGGGCACUAUGUCACCUGAAGAUGAAACGGUGGGAGGCGACCUGUCAGGACUGCCGGCGUGCACUUGACAUAGACAACAAUCAGGUCAAAGGCCAUUUCUUUUUGGGGCAGGCUCUGGUUGAACUGGAUUGCUAUGAUGAGGCUAUUAAACAUCUCCACCGUGCGAAUGAUUUGGCGAGAGAGCAGAAGCUGAACUUCGGUGACGAUAUCGCCGCACAGAUACGUAUCGCCAGGAAAAAGAGGUGGAACGUACAAGAGGAGAAGCGAAUAGCACAGGAAAUUGAACUUCAGGCUUAUUUGAAUAGACUUAUAAGUGAAGACAUGCAACGUAGAAUAGAAGCAAUUAAGUUAGAAAAUAGUAAUGAAGAGGAGGUUAAUAAUAAAAUACCGAAAAUUGAAGAGGAAUGUAAUAAUUACACUAGUGAAUUAAAUAACUUAUUUUCAAAAAUGGACGAGAGAAGAAGGAAACGUGACGUACCAGAUUAUUUGUGUGGAAAAAUAAGUUUCGAGAUUCUGAACGAGCCAGUUAUCACACCGAGUGGCAUCACUUACGAGAAAAAAGACAUUGAAGAACAUUUGGAGCGCGUCGGCCAUUUUGAUCCGGUGACCCGCGUGAAGUUGACAGCAGACCAGUUGAUCCCUAACUUCACUAUGAAGGAAGUAGUCGAUGCUUUUCUUCAGGACAACGAGUGGGCACUUGACUACUGAACGAUGCAUUCACUGCCCAAACUUAGUUAUCAUAGGCAUUCAACAUGUAAGUGGUAUUUAGUAGUACCCCGACAAACAGAUACACAAAGAAAAAGAAAGAGGUAUAAGUCCUCAUUUUAAACUCGGACGUAUGACGCUAUAAAGUGUCCGAAAAGUAACCCUUACAGGUUUUUUGAUUUUGGUUAACGUCUAAUUUGUUGUAUGUAUACUAUCUCGGUAUUACCUUAUGAGCAAAGAUUUCGUGUUAAUUUACAUAAUUUUACGGUUGGUAGAAAAGAUUAAAAUUUCAAACCUGAAUAAUAAAUAUCAGUCAAUAAUUUUUAGGUAGUUUUAAUGUCGGGGUAUUAUACAAAUCAGUCGUGUCACGAUCUUAUGUAUAAACAAUUUGCCAAUAUCAGCGUUGUCUUGCUAAAGUAGACUGACACGUUACACAUUGGGUCUAUGUCACUUAUUAGUUAUAGAGGUCACUCACAAAUGGAAUAGCCGUUGCUUUGGUACGUGAAUAGUAAAAAAACUGGGCUGAUACAAAUAAUACUUAGAUACUGACGAGCUUGCUAAAAUAAUAUAGAUUUUUAAAGUUCUCGUAUGUUUUCUUCGUCUCUUCUGCCUUACGUUACCAGCCUUUAAAAUAAGGCUUGCUUGGUAGAAUCACAUUUUGUACAUAUUUGUAACGAUCGAUACGAUUAUUACUUGAGUCGUAUUUGUCGUGAUAAGUCUGUUUCAACCUUUAUAUCUGGCACAUAGCACAAAAUCUCACUUUCUUGCCUUUUUAAUAAAAGGAAAAAUACAAUAUCUAGUUAUUGAUACCCGUAGUCAGGCAUAGGAAUUAUGCCUAAAUAUUGCCUAAGUAGGUCACAUUAACCAGACAAAUAGAAGUGACAUUCACUCAAUGGAAACUAAUAUUACGAUACAAUAUAAGUUACAUUUAAACCGUGUUCCUGAUACUAAAUAUUGAAUCACUUUUUUAUUGACUGCUAUUAAUUUAAAACUGGAAGUGAGAACUAUCGUGAAUUUACAUUCAUUGCUGUCGAUGUGCGUUAACUUAGGAUAUCACAGCCACGCGGACACGCAAUGUAUUAACCUAACACGAUGGUCCUCGCAUCUUUUUAAAGGUUUAGUCGUUGCUUUGCCAUUAAUGUUAAGUCGACUUAAAAAUCUCAUAAUAAAUGGAAUGUUUACAAAUUAUAACAUUAUUACUUUAUAUUUAUUAAGCUUUAAGCAUUUUAAGGCGAGGGCUACACCGCCAUCUAGCGAGCUGGGAGGGCCUCAAUUCCGCUAUUUACAAUAACCGAUUAAUUAAUGAAUGGUAAUUGGAUUAAAUUGUACACUAUUAUUUGCAGGCACAAGGCAAGUAUUUUCUUUCAGCUUCCUUGCUUUUUCGGCAGUAAUGAGACUAUACAUUUGAGAUUUUGAACGUUCCGCCCCGUACUGAAUUUCUAAUUUACAGAAUACGAAUAGUGCCAUUUUAAUCCGAUUUCCAUUCAUUAAUCGAAUAUUGUGAAUAGCUCAAUUGGGGCCCAGGCACCAUGACGGUGAGCAAAAAAAUGUUA
Trichoplusia ni (cabbage looper) is the source of this 2676-nucleotide messenger RNA. It is a transcript of the gene STUB1, whose product is annotated as E3 ubiquitin-protein ligase CHIP. Gene Ontology annotation, molecular function: ubiquitin protein ligase activity; protein-folding chaperone binding. The record is from RefSeq and is a predicted model, not a curated record. Gene Ontology annotation, biological process: positive regulation of proteolysis; cellular response to misfolded protein; protein polyubiquitination. Gene Ontology annotation, cellular component: cytoplasm; Z disc. NCBI's taxonomy places the organism in Eukaryota, Metazoa, Arthropoda, Insecta, Lepidoptera, Noctuidae. Bases 263 to 1126 code for a protein of 287 amino acids. The transcript is spliced from 7 exons.